AUGGUGGCGCCUUUGCGAUUCGGUCAAGCGCAAACGUUAUUCCGGCCCACGGCCGCGAGCAUUCCGCCACAAGGCGCGAAGCUCGUAUUGUCGGUCCCGCCUGGGCUGCCGCACAACGCGCACCCUCUGAACCCUCUCGAGUUCCUCCUCCGCGGCGCGACGAUCUACCCCGACCACCUCGCGCUCGCCCACCCAGACGUCGCUCACCCCGCGUUCUACACCUAUGCUGUCUUUGCCCAACGCGUGCAGAACCUCGCGUACGCCUUGCUCGACGCGGGCGUCCGUCCGGGCGACCGUGUCGCCGUGAUAGCCCCAAAUUGUCCGAUGAUAGCAGAGGCAUUGCAAGCUGCCAUAGCCGCCCGCGCGAUAGUCGUGACGAUCAACACGCGUCUUACCCCCGCCGAAGUUGCGUAUAUUCUGGAUCAUAGCUCUCCGCGCGUCGUGCUCGUCGAUCAUGAAUACGUUUACCUCCUCCCCAAGCCAUCGCCAUUCCCAACCAACACAUCCGCACCCUCUUCUUCUCGAUCUCAACCCGCAUUCAAGGUUGUUAUAGGUCAAGAUACUGGAAAGGAAGGGUGCCCGUAUGAAGACUUCCUGAGCGAAGGCAGGAGGAAGAGCGGCGAGAAAGGAUGGGAGGGGCUCGAGAUGCACACGGACGAGAACGCGCCGUUCUGUCUCAAUUAUACGAGUGGGACUACUGGGAGGCCAAAGGGCGUGCUCACCACCCUUCGAGGCACUUAUCUCGCGGCUAUCGCGAAUGCGUACGAGGCUAGGAUGACGAGCGAGUCGACAUAUCUCUGGGUUCUGCCUAUGUUCCAUGCAGCAGGAUGGACGUUCCCGUGGGCUUGCACCUUCGCAUUCUCUACACAACUCACUAUUCGGAGCGUCAACUACCAGAAUAUCUGGAAACACUUCCUCAACUUCGGCGUAACACAUUACUGCGGUGCCCCAACCGUUCAAAUCGGCAUCGUCAAUGACCCUCUGGCACGUCCUCUACCACACGAGAUCAAAGCGAUCAUAGCCGGAGCAGCUCCCACCGCAAACCUUCUCGGCGCACUCGAGCAGAAAGGCAUCGCGCCUGUGCAUGUAUACGGGCUGACGGAGACAUACGGCCCGUUCGUGCGCAACUUUGCACAACCGAGUUGGAAGGAGCUGUCGUUGAAUGAGCGCGCGGCGUUGACGGCGCGGCAAGGUCAUGCAUUUGCGACGAGCACACCCGCGCGCGUUGUGUACCCCCUCUCUGACGAGGAUGGUGGGAAGGACGACGUAGAGCUCGUGGACGUGCCAAAGGAUGGGCAUACAGUCGGCGAAGUUGUCAUGCGCGGCAACAUCGCUAUGGCGGGCUACUAUCGCGAUCCAGGCGCCACAGCCAAAGCCUUCCGCGGCGGCUACUUCCACUCAGGGGACUUGGCGGUGUGGUACCCCGACGGAGCCAUUCAGAUCCAAGAUCGGAGUAAAGAUCUGAUCAUCUCGGGUGGAGAGAACGCGUCGAGUUUGGCUAUUGAGACGGCGCUGGCGGCGCAUGCUGAUGUAUUGGAGGUUGCUGUAGUCGGAAGGGCGCAUGAGAAGUGGGGAGAGCGUGCUAUGGCGUUUGUGAUGUUGCGAGCCGAUGCGGUUAAGAAGUGGAAGGGGCGGCAUAAGGAGUUUGCACGUGAGCUGAUCAAACACGCGCGGGGACAAUUGCCUGGGUUUGCGACGCCUGAGUGGGUCGUCGUGGUAGAUGAGUUGCCGAAAACGUUAACUGGCAAGAUCCUUAAGACGGUCCUGCGCAAGCAUGCUGCCGAGGAAGCGGAGCGCGAGGGCCAGAUGAAGGCGAAACUAUGA
Molecule: messenger RNA, 1824 nt
Organism: Peniophora sp. CBMAI 1063
Lineage: Eukaryota; Fungi; Basidiomycota; Agaricomycetes; Russulales; Peniophoraceae
Source: the annotation of a GenBank genome assembly